AUGAGUUCGCCACAGGGUCAGGCGAAUGGGUCGCAACCAGAAACUGACCCACGCUCAUCGUACCAUGAACAUUAUCAUGGCUUGCAGACUGGCUCAUACACAGACCAGCAGCUGCGUCAUGCUUCUGCCAACCAUUUGCAUAUGACAAAUCGCCGAUUUUUCGUCGGCCCAAUUCCAGAAGGCUGGCUGCAAGGUCAUCGGAAGUCCUGGUAUAAGUCUCGACUCAGAGUGAGAAACUAUACAUCACAAAACAUCUCGUUCUCUGCGGGCCCUGUUGCAACCCAUUACGGCAAACAUGGCGAUCGGCCCGAUUCGUCGUUGCCUGAUUUGGAUGAGGAGGUCACACAGACACUCACCAACACAAGCACGGAGGCCACCGAGGAGCAAAAUUAUGAGACUGAAACAGAUGCAGAGGAAGGAGCUGCACCAGAUCCUGUGGGGGAACUCCAGACCCUAACCCACCCUGAAGCUGAGGCCAGCGGCGACGAUCCCUUAUCCGAAGAGGACACAGGACCUAGAGAAAAUAGAGGGGGAGAUAGCGAAGAAUACAGCAGAGAGGAAAGUGGACGAGAUAGCGGAGGUGACAGCGGAGAGGAUACAGAUAGCACCCCGAAGGCUAGAACAAGGCGGCAAGAGGACAUAUACGGCAAUGAUGUUGCUUCGUCUUCGUUUGUCACCGCCAGAGAAGAGGUCGUCAGCUCUAUGGACACGGGAGAAUCAUUGGCCACCAUACGUGCUAGCAGGUUGGAACCACCCGAGUCAAGAGCAAAGACCUUGGGCUCACAUAACACAAAUUUAACUGGUCAUUCUCCUUCUGCCCCUCUGACCUCCAAUCUAUCCACAGUCCCAAGCGAGGCCGAUUCAACGACACAGUUGCUUCAACCCGAGUACAAAGACAAAGGGAAGCAGAAAAGCAAAGCAUCUGGCGUGUCUCGAGCAAUGCUUCAACACCACGACCCACAAGAUGAAGAUGAUGGUGACGAAGAUGCGCAAAUCCCACGGAGACUCACUAGGAAGAUGGCAAGAUUCAACCUUGAUGACAAUAUCAGACACGGGCAGCAAAAGAUGCGCUCCAAGAUUGCGAAGACCCAAGGUACUAUCUCUGCCAAUCGACCGCACCGACGAAAAGUGCAAGAUGGAGAGAUUGUCAAAGCAGAGAAGAUGCUAGUCUGCGUGGAGGAAACUGUGCAGAGCACGCUUCCCGCCGAUUACACCGAGAAUGACAGCCUGCGCAUGGAAACACGCACUGUGGACAAGUGGAGGGAGUUCCUCGUCGUAUGUCGCAAAUGCUCUGUAGAGCAUACGCCAUUUUCCAUUCAGAUGUACCGCACUCGUGUAAUUCCUGAUGUGCAACGUCCGAACUGCAAAACGCCUCCUUAUCAUGAAGUACGGCUCAGUCACAAAGAUACCCAUGUUAACCUCUAUUCCCCCCUCGACAAGACCAUUGUUAUUUGGCGUCCCUCCAAGCGAGGAACCAAAAUAUUUAUCCUUCGUCCAAAGUCUGCAGCGCACUCCACCGAAUGGUACACUUUUAUUCGCCAGGUGCUUGGAUGGCGGCGUCCCACCUCACUCCCUAUUCACGUCCCUGAUCUGGGGGUUUCCCUCAUCUUCCAAAAUCCUUUCAACCAGCUCGAGGCCGGGCUGAAAGCAGAUAAUUCUGAUAGCGAGCGUGCUGCAGAAAUUGCGAAUCGGCCAGCAGUUGAUAGAAGAUUUGCUGCCGCUACCAUCAUCCAAGGAUGCAUGGAUAUGCUCGAAGGCCGUGCCGAGUGGGCCGAGGUCUUGAAAGCUUGGUCCAAGACCGAGAAGAUGGGACUUGCUUGGAAGCGGUAUGACCGACUUGAAUGGGUAUUUGGAGUCAACGAGGAAAAGAUGUAUGGGACUAUUGCGAUGCAGACAUCCCACGAGCUUGAGUUACGACCAAGACAUCAUUACUCUACUACAAUUAGGAAUCGAGGCAUACAGAAGGAGCCUGCCCCGAUCGAAGGAUUUCUAGUCCGUCUUACAUCUCAGAAGGGUGCACAUCAGCGGAUGAACAAGAUGUUCUUCAAACGGCUGUACUUCUUUACCCAAGAUCAUUAUUUGUUUUUCUGUCGGCCAGCGAAGGCAUUGCCCCCCGCGCCGCCGAAAUGUACCCCAGAAGACGGAAGCAUACCAACUGCCCGUGAGAUCUUGGAUCGAAUGCCGCUCUCCUGGGAUAUUGAUCCUUAUCCACUUGAAAAUGGCGAGAUUAAAUGGCUCUCUAGUGGCAAUUCGGAAUUCGUGAAAUGGCACGAUGAAGAGGCGUAUGCACAAGUGCAAAAGAAUGUACACAACAUCAGCCAGGCAGAUGGGUUUAUCGAUAUGUGCCGGGUGCAAGAAGUCCGCCAUGUCUAUCGUGGCAGCUGUCCUGCCGACCCUAACAUCGGGGAAGGACCUGCUGUGGACUUCCAUCCUGUACCUAGAGACUCACGACAGGAUGACGGAGCAACGCGAGAGUUCGACGACGGUAAGACAUUUGAAAUGGUUCUCGAUAAUGGUCUUGUCAUUCGCCUCCAGGCAUAUGAUGAUGCCACACGGGAUGAAUGGAUCAAACGACUCGAUGCGCUCGUGAAGUAUUGGCAUAUUCGCUGCGCGGAAGACGCCACGGAGCUGCAGGCCGUACGGCAGCGCAAUCUUAAGCUGUUGGAUAUUGACGAGGCUAUGGAAUCCGUUACCGGACAGUUCGCGAAGAAGUGGGAAGUGAAGAAAUCUGAGGCAUCUCCACAUUUGCACAAUAUGUGUUCGCUGUCUGGUUGUCGGACUAUCAAGAUGUCCGGCCACCUCUUUCGGAAGCCCCGUCGACACACCACUUUCUACCAAUGCCAUGUCAUCCUCACAUUAGGCAAGCUGUUGAUUUUCCGAAGCACGCUGCGCAGCCGAACCGGCACCGAGAUUCCACACAUUCAUCAAGAACUUGAAUCAACCAUCGAGCUGGAAGAUUGCUAUAUUUACUCUGGUUUAAUUACUGAGAAUGACUUGCUGUAUGGGAAUCAGACAUUUGACAGCAAUAACCCGGGUCUUCAUGCUCUGCCACGGGUGUACCUUGAUUCGGGUGCCUUCACAAGUCGCGAUGGGGACACCGCCAUCACCUUUGUGGUCUGGCAACCCUUGAAAAAGAGCUACUUCCGAGCUGAGGAAAUAGGGGAGCAAGGCAAAGCCAAACGAUCCUUGCGUCAUGUGUCCACGCUGGGCAAGCACGGCCGUACCAUCGUGUUUAAAGCACGUAGUCGUGUGGAAAAGGACCGUUGGGUGAUGAGUAUUUCGUCGGAAAUUGACCGUCUCCAGGAAGAGAAACAUGAAGACAUCCGGUUUGUUUCCGAGAAUUAA
Messenger RNA from Penicillium vulpinum, 3345 nucleotides. Its product is annotated as sporulation-specific 71 family protein. Bases 1 to 3345 code for a protein of 1114 amino acids. The transcript has 3 exons. Lineage: Eukaryota; Fungi; Ascomycota; Eurotiomycetes; Eurotiales; Aspergillaceae. The record is from RefSeq and is a predicted model, not a curated record. Gene Ontology annotation, cellular component: prospore membrane. Gene Ontology annotation, biological process: protein localization to prospore membrane; ascospore-type prospore membrane formation.